This is a messenger RNA of Corticium candelabrum, 1341 nucleotides long. RefSeq lists its product as uncharacterized. Lineage: Eukaryota; Metazoa; Porifera; Homoscleromorpha; Homosclerophorida; Plakinidae. The transcript has 2 exons. The record is from RefSeq and is a predicted model, not a curated record. Bases 118 to 924 code for a protein of 268 amino acids.
CUGCUCACCCUGCUGCUGGUCAUAGAUCAUCUCGUAUUGAUUUUGUUGUAGACACCUAUUCAUCAGUUUCAACAAAGGCAUACGAGAGGGCUGCUCGCUCUACAGCUGGAACAAUACAUGUCAAGAUUUUCGAUUGUCAACAGUCUUGUCCAAGCAAUGGAAAAAUUUCUUUCAGCAGACGAAAACAAGUUAGAGCUUGUAGAUUUUUUGGUACAGAUGUGGGGCAGCAGUAGGUAUGCCGAACGGCUAUAUGGUGUGCUAUAUGGUGUGCAGCUAUUUGUUUGUCAUCGACAACUCUGCAGUCUUCUUACAUCAGAAGAUGCUUCCACAGUCCUUGUUUCUUCAGUACCAGCUCUUACUUCAGAUCAUGAAGAGGCCGACAGUCGCAUUUUCUUACAUGCCAAGCAUGCAUCAAAUGGUGGCUUUGCCUGUGUUGUCAUAUCCUCUCCUGACACCGACGUAGCAGUGAUAGGAAUCCAUCAUGCCAAUGCCAUCAACGCAUCAUUGCUAUGGCUCACUGGCACAAAGGUACAACGCUGUUGCAUUAAUCUCACGGAAAUCGCUGUCAAUUUAGGCGAAGACAUGUCUGCUGUGCUCCCUGGCAUACACGCUUUUUCUGGCUGCGACACGACGAGUGCCUUUGUUGGAAAAGGCAAAACAAAGAUCUUUCGCUUAGCUUCUCAAAGCGACUGUUUACGUCUUGCGAUGACCAGAUUAGGAUGCAGCUUGACUCCGACUGAAGAAUUGUUUACUGAAUGUGAGAAGUUUGUAUGCCAUCUUUACGGUUUGCCAACUUGUAUCAGUGUCAACGAGGUUCGGUACAAGUUAUUUCGCACGAAGUGCUUAAAAGCGCAGCAGAUGCCACCAACUCAAGAUGCUCUUCGGCAGCAUGUAUUAUGGGUUAAUUAUCAAAGUUUUGUAUGAAAAAAUGCUUUGUGCUCUAUGCAGAAUCUGCCUAGUCUGCACGGUCACGGAUGGAUUGUUGAAACUGAUGAAAACAGUUCUCACAUACAUGUCUGCUGGAUGACACAGCUUCCUGCCCCGAAAGCGCUGUUGGAGCUGAAAUUGCAAGAAUUCGAGCAAGCAAAUAGACCUUCCUAGUCCAGUACUAUUGGAAGAAGAAACUCCAGAAUCAGACAUUCAGACUGAUGAUAGCGAUAAUCAUGACUGUAGUGAUAGCGAAUAAGUGAUCAAGUGUAUGAUUGCAAGCACGCGCGAAUUAAUUCAAUUAUUUUAGUCUAGUAGAUCAAGUUAUUUCUAGAAGCAAAUUGAUGCAAUAAAAAUUCUAAACAGAUUAAAUUGCAAUACAAAAAUAUAAACAUAAUGUUGUACUCGCAAAAA